Amorphotheca resinae ATCC 22711 is the source of this 420-nucleotide messenger RNA. RefSeq lists its product as hypothetical. The record is from RefSeq and is a predicted model, not a curated record. The annotation marks the transcript as partial. Lineage: Eukaryota; Fungi; Ascomycota; Leotiomycetes; Helotiales; Amorphothecaceae. The transcript has a single exon. Gene Ontology annotation, biological process: DNA replication; DNA synthesis involved in DNA repair.
GGAUGAAGAGGUGGGUUAGAGCGAAUAAGUUGGGGCUGGCGCCGCCCAUCGAGGUCUUGGCUGUUCUGCUCAAGGAAGAGGAGAAGGAGAAUCAUAAGAUUGAGAGGGCUUAUGUGGAUGAGCUCAUGAGUUCAAAAUUCGUUGUUGGGGAGGCAUAGGGAUUGAGCAAUCCAGGAAGGGAGUGUUGCUUGCUGUGGUGUACAAUACAUGUUUCUGGGCUUGGGGUGUUCUGGAGUUUACAUGAACGGAAAGUAAAGGGCUAGGGGCGUUUGGUGGCUUGGCUUUCACAGCUGCACAUUUAGAAUUAUUGGCAAACAAUACUUGCUUGGAGAAAAUGAAGUGUCUACACAUCACUAGACCACAUUGGCAGAAGGUUGUUCUCUAAGCUCAUUUGAUUGCAUUAAAGGUGUACUACAGGAA